AUGCCUACCCCGAAAGCCGAUCCUGUCACUCCAAGAUUGUUUACACCCGAGCCUCUUCUACAUCCUGAGCGACUUUGCUCUGGCUCUCACGUUAUUAAUGGCUAUGCUAGCGCUAGUGCUAGUGCUAGUGCUACUCCCCAUGACUAUGAAACUGCCCCUGAGGUUUCUUUUGUUGAGACACCUGAGGCAAUGUAUCUAGAAGAGGAGGUUCAGGGGAUUCAACAGAAUCCAGAAGAUGAGCCUGAGAACGGAAUAAAUGAAAUGGUGGAUGAUGAUGAAGACGAGGAGAAGGAUAAAGAGAAUGAAAACGAAGCCGAGGAAGAUCAUAACUGGGUGGACAGUGGGUCUGAGUUUGUAUUGAACUCGCAGCAGCUUGUGGAAGCCUUGUCUCUUUGCGAUGAUCUCUUGCAGGUAUCACAGGACAGAGAAGGAAACGUAAGCAAUGGUGGCUCAAGGAACAAGCAGCCGUGUUUUGCUGAUUACGCGCAUCUAGGAACAGAAGACUUCAAACGGGAUCUGGAGGAUUGUCAGAGACUGGUUCUUGAUCCCUCCAACAUUGACCUCGAUACUCCACCUGACUUUCGUCUGAGCCAGCUGGAAUUUGGAUCAGAGGAUAGCUUUCUUGCUUGGGGCACUGGAAAGACUGAUAACUAA
Molecule: messenger RNA, 654 nt
Organism: Microthlaspi erraticum
Lineage: Eukaryota; Viridiplantae; Streptophyta; Magnoliopsida; Brassicales; Brassicaceae
Source: the annotation of a GenBank genome assembly